Osmerus eperlanus (European smelt) is the source of this 2050-nucleotide messenger RNA. It is a transcript of the gene cwf19l2, whose product is annotated as CWF19 like cell cycle control factor 2. Lineage: Eukaryota; Metazoa; Chordata; Actinopteri; Osmeriformes; Osmeridae. The transcript has 12 exons. Bases 59 to 2050 code for a protein of 663 amino acids. Gene Ontology annotation, biological process: mRNA splicing, via spliceosome. The record is from RefSeq and is a predicted model, not a curated record. Gene Ontology annotation, cellular component: post-mRNA release spliceosomal complex.
GAAACGGGGUUAAGCGUAAGGACGUUUUACGACACCAAAGCUCAGUUUACAGCUAAACAUGGCAGCGUUCGGAGGUAGUUUUGAAAGCGCUAACAACAUCAAGGAUAAGAAGGAAUAUAAGCGUAAAGCAAGACAAGAGGUUCUUGAAAAGGCCAAGCAGCAGUAUGAGAAGGAGGAGAGGAAGAAGGAACUGAAGAGGCAGAGAGGAGAGGACACCUGGAUGCUCCCUGAAGUGGACCUCAGACUGCAGGAGAUAGAGCAGGAGGUCUCCGGAAAGGGCAAGAAGAAGAAAGAGAAGAAGUCGAAAAAGAGCAAGAAGGAGAAGAAGAAAAAGGGGAAAAAGGAGAAGAAGAGCGCAGUGGGGGGCGAUGUGUCCAGCAACAGCUCAGCGGGUUCUGAGGACGAGUGGGUGGAGUCUCAGUCCCAGACGGAGGCCCCAGUCAAAGCCUGGAAGAUUCCUACUGACACCAAGCCCACAGAGAGCACCUCUAUCCCAGCCACAAACAACCAGAGAGAUGAAUGGAUGACCUUUGACUUCCUGACAAUGAAAACCACGUCCACCUCUGAGAAGAGGGCGGAAAAGGAGAGGCAGAAAGAGGAGCAAAGAGAGAAGGAACGCCUUGUGGAACAGGCUGGCCUACACAAGUUAGAGCUGAACCCCUUCUGGAAGGACGGGGGUAGCGGUCUUCCCACGGAGGCCAAUACCAACACUGCGGUACAGAAAGCUGCGGUCGUAGAUGACGGGGGACUGAGCUGGUUGAGGAAGAGCUACCAGAGGAUGAAGGAGCAGGCAGACAGAGAGCAGCGCAGCCUGGACGCCGUGGUGUCCGAGAGAUAUGGCUCCAUGGAACAAUUUCAAAAGAGGCUGGAUGAGGCUGAGAGAGCGGUUUAUGGAGAGAGGAGAGGAGAGGGGGAGGGGAUGUGGAGAGGGGGAAGAGGGGGGUGGAGGAGAGGAGGAGGAGAGGGGAUGCAGAGAGGGGGAAGAGGGGGAUGGAGGAGAGGAGAUGACGAGGGAAUGGGCAAAGAGAGGUGGAGGAGAAGAGAGGGAGAUGGGAUAGACGGAGAGAGUUGGAGGAGACCGAAUGUGGAGCGUGGCUUUCCGGCUAGGGAUGAAGAGAGGGAUGGCAGAAGAGAGGAGAGAGGGAGGGAGAGGGAUAGAGAGAGUCAAGGGCAGAGAGAUGUGGAGCGUGAUAGAGGUUGUGAUGGGGAGAGAGAGAGGGAGAGAUACAGGGAUAGAGAAAGAGAGAGGUUUGGAGACAGAGAGAGGGAUAGAGACAGAGAAAGAGAGAGGGAUGGAGACAGAGAAAGAGAGAGGGAUGGAGAAAGAGAGAGAGAUAGAGACAGAGAAAGAGAGAGGGAUGGAGACAGAGAAAGAGAGAGGGAUGGAGAUAGAGAGAGGGAUAGAGACAGAGAUGGAGAGAGAGACCGUGACAGACCCAGGGGAGCUCCAGGGAGGCCCCAGCACAAGGACCGCCAAGCCCACCGAGAGGGCUCCUCUCCUGGGUCGGGCCGGUCCCAAAUGCCCCUCUCCCUUGGAUCUCUGAAAAGCCGCUUCCUCAAACCCUGUGAGGAUGAGGAUGAUGAGAGAGGUCCAGCCCCAGCUUCCACCAAACCCCCUGCCACCUUCCUCAAACCCAGCUCCGAUGAUGAGGCUCCAGAUCAGAGGACAGCCAGAGCAGCCUGGAUGAAGGGCGGCUCAAGGCAGGAGCCUGUUCCUGGAGAACCAGACCAGGAGCAAGCCACACCCUCUCCAGACGAAGAUCCACGUGACAGCAAAGCAGCUGUGGCCUCACCCAGGUCAGAGCCCUGCUCACUCACGUCCUCCCUAUGCCCCGCCCCCAGGUCAGAGAGUGAGAGUGAGGAAGAGGAGGUGCCGCUGCUGUCAGAUGAGGAGAUGAACAGAUUGGGGGCCAAGCUGGUCAAGGCGGAGAUCAUGGGCAACACGGCUCUGGUGGAUAAACUGAAGCUGCAGCUGGAGUCGGCUCGUAAAGCCAGAGAGAACCACCACGCACGGAGAGCUGCGAUGGUCGAUAAGGUGAGGGAGGGAUAG